Messenger RNA from Lolium rigidum, 699 nucleotides. RefSeq names its product glycine-rich cell wall structural protein 1-like. The record is from RefSeq and is a predicted model, not a curated record. The transcript has a single exon. Lineage: Eukaryota; Viridiplantae; Streptophyta; Magnoliopsida; Poales; Poaceae. Bases 1 to 699 code for a protein of 232 amino acids.
AUGGCGUCCAAGGCGUCGGCUUCAUGCAGCCUAUUCCUUGCUCUUAACCUCCUCGUGUUUGCAGUGACCAGUGCCUGCCCUACCUGCGGCGGCUCGGGCAACAAUGGUGGACACGGCAGCAGCGGCGGCGGGCAUGGUGGUGGCGGCGGCGGAGGGUAUGGAGGCGGGGGCGGUAGCGGCCAUGGGGGAGGCGGUGGAUAUGGAGGUGGAAGCGGCGGGAGUGGUGGAGGGAUCAUCGGCGGCAGCCCCGGUGGUGGUAUCAUCGGCGGCAGCCCCGGUGGUGGAAUCAUCGGUGGCGGCUCUGGUGGUGGCAUCAUAGGCGGCCCUGUGGGUGGGAUCAUCGGCGGUGGGAGCGGAGGUGGUGGAAGUGGCGGCGGCGGCGGGUAUGCAGGAGGCGGCGGCGGAGGCAGCGGUGGCGGGACGAGCGGAUGGUACGGCAAGUGCCCAACGGACGCGCUGAAGCUGCACGUGUGCGCCAACGUGCUAGACCUGAUCAAGGCGAAGGUGGGCGUGCCUCCGUUGAACGACCGGUGCUGCCCGCUGCUCAACGGGCUCGUCGACCUGGACGCCGCCCUCUGCCUAUGCACCGCCAUCAAGGCCGACGUGCUCGGCAUCCACCUCAACCUCCCCAUCCACCUCAGCCUCAUCCUCAACUUCUGCGGCAAGGGCGUCCCGACCGGCUUCAUGUGCCCUAACUGA